AAUCUAAUGCGCUGUCUCCACCGUUCCCGCGUAGCCGUUACCGCCUCGGCCUGUCGUUUGGUAGGUAGAAAGCGCGACAUCGCGCUACCCACCAUCGCGCUACCCAUCCCCGCGCCCGGGCCAUGCGUCAUCCUUCCACAGAUUGACUCCUAGCACAGUCAUAAAUUCCUCCUGCCGCCGGAAGAGUGCCAUAUCGGCAUUCGUGGUCUGGAAUCACGCAUGCUCUUGUCAGCAAGGCACCUGCAAGACACGUUCUGAGUACAAAUACUACCUCACAAUAUCGAUUGAAGCUCUGGCCCUCGUCCUCCUCACAUUGCAUAGCCUUCGGCUGUUUGCAUUCCUCUGGUCUUUAGAAGCGUGAAUCGAAGAUUCCACAGCACGAGUUCCACAACGCGUUCAGCACCCCUGUCAGCAGGCCACCGCCAGCAUGGCACAAUCGCAAGCCACGCAAUUGGCCAUCAUCCUGGCCACUUUUCUAUUGCCCAUCUUGAGUUAUCUGUACUUCACGAGGGUACCGUCAAAGAAGAACAAUGCCGGGCCAUUGCCUCCAUCGACUGAGAUUACAGCUCUUUACAUCCAUCCGAUAAAGUCGUGCCAUGGCAUCAAAGUGCAGUCGGCGAAGCUUCUUCCAACCGGACUUGAUCUUGAUCGCCAAUGGAUGUGGGUAACAGCAGACAAAUACGAAUUCCUAACCAUUCGCCAAAAUGCGAGAAUGACCCUCAUCCGCCCAUCCUACGAUGCCAAAACCGACACCCUCACCGUUACCGCACCAGCGCCGGACUCAAUCGACGAGAAACUCGAGUUCAGCAUCCCCGCACACCCCUCCAAAGACUGGCUUGAGGCCAAUACGGAGCGCCACGAGGCCAAAAUUUGGAACCAGUGGACACCUACACAAGUGUACUCAACCAAGCUCACCACGACCUUCAACGCCUUCUUCGGCAAGGAAGUUCGCCUCGUCUACAAAGAUCCCCAGUCCAACGAGCCGCGUCCUCUGCGCUCGAACGGUGCAGCAGCAGUCCUGGGCAGAAAGGCAUCAACAUGCUUUCCCGACAUGAUGCCCAUCCUCGUCGGUAACCAGUCCAGCAUCGACGAACUGAACGACCGCAUCAAAAUCGCGGAGAACGGCGACUUGACGCUCGACGUAACGCGCUUUCGCCCCAACAUCGUUGUGCGUGGGCAAGCUGCCGCGCCCUGGGAUGAAGACCGCUGGAAGACGCUGCGCAUCACUUCGUCUGGCAAGACGGUGGUGAAUUUGGAUGUUACUCAGCGUUGUGCGAGGUGCCAUGUGCCGAAUGUGGAUCCGGAGACGGCUGAAGAGCACAAGCGGCAGCCAUGGGAUACGUUGAUGAAGUAUCGCAGGAUUGAUGAAGGGAUCAAGUAUAAGCCUUGCUAUGGGAUGUUGUGUGUGCCGCGCGGGACGGGGGAGCUCAGGGUUGGAAUGACUUUGGAGGUUACGAAGGUUACGGAUCAGCAUCGAUAUAUCGCCGGAUUCUAGGCACAGAUGACGAGACGGUUGGGAGAAUGUGUAUAUGGGGGUCAACAACAUAGCAACUCGGAGGUUGACCUGAGCAGAUCUCAGCUUAUUACCUUUCACAGUGUAUACUUGACGAUAAAUCUGGGAAUCAGUUACAAUUGAAGUGUUAUUUGUUUCU
Boeremia exigua is the source of this 1652-nucleotide messenger RNA. RefSeq lists its product as uncharacterized. The transcript is spliced from 2 exons. The record is from RefSeq and is a predicted model, not a curated record. The coding region runs from base 428 to 1495 and encodes 355 amino acids. Lineage: Eukaryota; Fungi; Ascomycota; Dothideomycetes; Pleosporales; Didymellaceae. Gene Ontology annotation, molecular function: molybdenum ion binding; catalytic activity; pyridoxal phosphate binding.